Molecule: messenger RNA, 378 nt
Organism: Hydra vulgaris (swiftwater hydra)
Lineage: Eukaryota; Metazoa; Cnidaria; Hydrozoa; Anthoathecata; Hydridae
Product: piggyBac transposable element-derived protein 4-like
Source: RefSeq, a predicted model, not a curated record
AUGGAAAUGUUUACUACUAAAUGUAAGAGCAACUACAAUCCAAGUGCAUAUCUUACUGUUAAUGAGCAAUUAGUUACAUUUAGGGGACGUUGUCCGUUUAAGAUGUUUAUACCUACUAAGCCAGGAAAGUAUGGAAUGAAGAUAUGGAUAUUAUGUGAUGCUGAAACUUCUUACUGCAUAAAUUUGCAACCGUAUAUUGGUAGAGUAAAUGGAGUACGUGAUGUUGGACAAGGUACACGAGUAGUUCUUGAACUAACUGAUCACUUAAAUGGAAGUGGUAGACACAUAACAGCUGAUAAUUUUUUUACAAACAUUCAUCUUCCACGUGCAUUGCUAGGACGUAAAAUGACAUACACUGGCACCAUUAAAAAAAAAUAA